Molecule: messenger RNA, 2981 nt
Organism: Urocitellus parryii (Arctic ground squirrel)
Lineage: Eukaryota; Metazoa; Chordata; Mammalia; Rodentia; Sciuridae
Gene: Dnajb2
Product: DnaJ heat shock protein family (Hsp40) member B2
Biological process (GO): protein refolding; positive regulation of proteasomal ubiquitin-dependent protein catabolic process; ERAD pathway
Cellular component (GO): cytosol; endoplasmic reticulum membrane
Molecular function (GO): ATPase activator activity; Hsp70 protein binding
Source: RefSeq, a predicted model, not a curated record
GCCCUCCCCUCGGUGUGACGGGUGGAGCCGGUCUUCUCCCAGUCUCUAGUAGUUUCCGUGCAGCUGACGCAUGCUUGUCGCACAGCUGGGCCGGCCCGGAGAGGCCUGCCUGACGACUGACGGGUUGCCAUGGCAUCCUACUACGAGAUUCUAGAUGUGCCUCGAAGUGCAUCCGCUGAUGACAUCAAGAAGGCGUAUCGUCGGAAGGCUCUACAGUGGCACCCAGACAAGAACCCGGAUAAUAAAGAGUUUGCUGAAAAGAAAUUUAAGGAGGUGGCUGAGGCCUAUGAAGUGCUGUCUGACAAGCAUAAGCGGGAGAUCUACGACCGCUAUGGCCGRGAAGGGCUGACUGGGGCAGCAUCUGGUCCCUCUCGGGCAGAAAGUGGUGGUGGUGGGCCUGGUUUCACCUUUACCUUCCGAAGUCCUGAAGAAGUCUUCCGUGAGUUCUUCGGGAGUGGAGACCCUUUUGCAGAACUUUUUGAUGACCUGGGCCCCUUCUCAGAGCUUCAGAGUCGAGGCACUCGACACUCGGGCCCCUUCUUUACCUUCUCUUCUUCCUUCCCUGGGCAUUCUGAUUUCUCCUCCUCGUCUUUCUCCUUCAGCCCUGGGGCUGGUGCUUUUCGCUCUGUUUCCACAUCCACCACUUUUGUCCAAGGAYGCCGCAUCACAACACGCAGAAUCAUGGAGAAUGGGCAGGAACGGGUAGAAGUGGAGGAGGACGGGCAGCUGAAGUCAGUCUCCAUCAAUGGUGUCCCAGAUGACCUGGCCUUGGGCUUGGAGCUGAGCCGUCGGGAGCAGCAACAGUCAGUCACCUCCAGGUCGGGGGGCAUGCAGGUCCGGCCAACCCCUGUAUCACGUCCCUCUGAGAGUGACCUCUCUGAGGAUGAUGAGGACCUGCAGCUUGCCAUGGCCUACAGUCUGUCAGAGAUGGAAGCAGCUGGGCAGAAGCCGGCAGGUGGGCGGGGGGUGCAGCAACAACGGCAGGGGCAACCCAAGGUCCAGCACCAAGAUCUGGGUGUGGGGGGGACCCCUGAGGGUGCAAAGGGUGAGGCAACCAAACGUAGCCCAUCUCCAGAGGAGAAGGCCUCUCGCUGCCACAUCCUUUGAACACCAGGCCCAGCCUGACUUGACUCAGGUCUUGACUUGAGGUCCGGCUGUCAGGAGAGCUGAGUGGAGCAUGGCCUGAGUUAAAGCAGCCCAUGUCCCUCCACGUUUCCCUCCCAGGCCUGCUGCACUCUGGUGUUGUGGAUUUGGAAUUUAUUUGCUCAGCCUGGGGCUGAUAGGUCCCUGGGUGAAGCCCAGGGUCGGGGCAUCAGGGCUGUGGAAGGGGCUGAGGAUGAGCCCAGAUGCACUUGCUGAAUGGGGAGUUUCUGAGUGGCAUUAGUAGUUUGGGUUGGGCCUUUUGUGCCCAGGUUUUCUGCCACCUGUGUUGCCAACUGUGUCAAGGAAGGAGGACUUGGCCUGGGGUGCUYUGAGCCGAGUUGGCAGCUACCCUGGGGAGCAGUGCAGACUGAGCAGCGGCUCUGCUCUGUGUCCAGCUGCAGCCCCCGCUGGUUUCUGUGCAGUGUUGAGCUCUGACUGUCUCUGUGCUUCCCUUCUGUGCUGCUCUCCUUUCUCCUACUCUGCUUUCUGCAACUCCCUGCGGGCCACAUCGCUUGCUUUCACUGCCGUCUGGCUAGGACUCCCUUCUUCUUCCCUCCCCGAGAAGCCUCAGUGUGCCCAGGAAGAUGCUGGGGCCAGUGGGGCCAUGAGGUCUUCUGGGGAGGCUAGCGGGGUGGGGCGGGAGCCUCUCAGCCAUCCAGAUUUGGAACCGGAGUCCACUCCUCCUCCCUUCCUCUUGCUGCCUCAGCCUGCCCCGGCCCUGGGACUAGGCAGAGGUGAGGCUGGCUAACCCUGGAGAGGUGGGGUAGGGCCAGGUGACCCGGGGGAGGCCUAGGUGGGGACUGGAUCCCAUACUACUUUCCCACCAUGCAUCAGGGCUCAGGGAAAGGCCACAGGGCCAGCCCAGGUGUGCAUGCUUGGCUCCAUCCUCCACAGCUUGCUGCUGACCCUCUCUCCUGUUACCCGCCCCCGCUCUCUCCCCAGAUGUGUUCUGAGCUGGAUGUCCAGGAUCCACAGUCGCUGCACAGUUCCAACAGGACAGCAUCCUCCCCCAAGCAUUGGGAGGGGACACUCCAUUCCUCUCCCUCACCCAUCCUGAGUGUAGAACUGGGGCCUGGGUAGUGGGUGGGGGUCGGGYGGGAGGCAUCAGUAGUCUUAGCCUGGGAACUCUCUAACCUGAGUGUUUGCUGCUGUCUCUUGGGGACUACUAGUCCUAGAAUGCAGUGCACCYGACCACCUUCCUGCUCAACAUAGCCAGGGGAGGUGGUGCGUGGUUACAGAUCUGUGCUUCUUGGAGUAUGUAGUUCUGGCGCUGGCCAGCUUGUCACUCGCUCUAGACUGGGAGAUCUUGUCUUUUGAUUUGUUCCUGGCAGGCUAGAAUGUGGAUGAAGGGGGAAUGACCUGAGCCUCAGUUCCCCUGACACCUUGCUGGCCCCGGGGUCGGAGUGGGCAGGUCAAGGACCUGCAAUGUCUGAAAGAGGUUCUUUUUCUGCAGGCAGACUGGGGUCUGAGGAACAAGACAGGGGGGCAGCAGACUGAGGAAGCAGGGCAUGGCCAUGGAAGGCUGAUGGGCGUGGGCUGGCAGAGCUUGGAAGGGGAGGCCACCCUAGCGGCAUGUGACAGGAACUCCAGGCAUGCUGCUGCUUGAAUGGCUUUCUUUGGCCUCUGACCCUGCUACCCAUUCUUUCUCUCCAACAUCACAGACGAGCUGCCUCUCCUCCUCCCUGCCUGGGGAGCCCAAGGCUAGGGAGGGGACUGCUGGAGUGGGGUGUCAUCAGCCCUUGUAGCACUGAGCCUCAGAGACCUAUCAAAGCCAGCUGGGCUGAGCUCAAGACAGGAGGGAAACUGGAAGUCAAUAAAGCUGUUUUGAGAGCUUGGUA